UUUUUUUUCUUUCUUUCUUCCUCCAUCUUUCCUCCUCUCUCCCACCUCACUUCUCUACCCUCUCCAUCAACUCCCCAGGACCAUCAAUUAUCAUCGGAACUCCGACUUGCUCAUUCAGUCCGUUCCUGAUACCAAAAUCUUUUCUCUCUCUCCCUCCAUACCCUAGUUCACUUGCUCGCCUUUAAUCGUUUCUUCUUCCCCUUCCUUUACUCCUCCCUCGUCAAUUGACAGUAAUAAAGACCACUCUCUCUAAUGCCUAAUUAAUUUACUCCAACAAAAAAAUGACCUUCACAAAGAAAAAGUCAUUGGCCUCAACGGCCACACGACUGCUCUCGACUGCGGCAGUGAUCGCCCUCCUCUCUUCAUCAACGAUGAAUGUAGUGGAAGCCAAAAUCACCUGUGAAUCACCCUCUUCUGGAUCUUACAAAGUUGGAGACUCAGUUAGCCUAUCGCUUAGUGAUAAUGGUUGGUGGCCCAAGGCGAAGGAUAUCCACUCGGUCACUGCAAAAGUUAGUUGCUCUGGUGGUGGCGAAAUUGCAUCAUUUGGAACUUCGAAUGGUGGGUCAUGGACUAUCCCCGAGAGCGCGUACAGCUCAUGUAAUGGCCAAAUCUAUAUUGAAUAUUCUGGCAAAGCCUAUGAUGUCUUGCAUUGGGCAGCUGUCUGGAAAUAUACCGCCACCUGUGACUCCAUCUCCAUCUCGGCUCCACCACCGCCUCCCCCUCCUCCUCCUCCUCCUCCACCAUCACCACCACCAACCAAACCUCCACCCACCCAACCACCGACGCAACCACCUACACAGCCACCUACACAGCCACCUACGCAUCCACCCACGAAACCACCAGUGGAACCACCGGUAGAACCACCAAAUCCUUCAAAUCCUUCAAAUCCGGAUCCCCCAAAGUCUAGUCCAGAAAUACCCCCUACUCAGCCGACUCCAGCACCUAUCUACACAAGUACGGUCAUAUCCGGUACAUCAACCAUAAUUGCAAUCUCUACAACUGCCCAGAUCACUGGAGUACCCACAGGAACAUCCACGACUUUUGACCCUAAUGGAACUCAACUCCCUGGAUUGCCACCGAUGGAAAGACCAGACACAGAGAGUCAAAAGUCUUCCAACACCAAUGUGCCUGCGGCCGCAUUGGGCGCUGUCGGAGGCGUCGCCGCCUUGGCUUUGAUUGUCUUUGGGUUGGUCAUGACUAGGAAACGCAAGAGGAUGCGCCAGGAACAGCAAGACCGUUCCGACCUUGUAGGAAAUCUUGAAAAGCAUGGCUACGCCUAUGAUUCAAACAUGGUCACUAGCGCAGAUGAUGCUUCCAUGCCGAGCUUACAUCAUGCCUAUGGUUCUUCUGCCUCUGGACUCUAUGGCGCUAAUAAUGGCAGUGGUUUUGGUGGGAACGGGAGCGGAUACGGAAACGGAAACGGCUAUGCACUGGCAGCGGCCGGCGCUGGCGCUGGUGCUGCUGCUGCUGCUGCUGCUGUUGGUGCAGGAGCCUAUGCCCGUGAUCACCAAGGUGCUGAUCCUAAUAAGCGUAUUAGUGAUCAGAGCCUUACACUUUUGCCCUUCCCUGUUCCCUCUGCUACCAAUGAGGCUCUAAAGAAACAGUAUGACCUUGUGAAUCGAUUGUCAGUUUCAAGUCAAGAAUCAUUGGAUGGACCUUCUGAUGCUGGGGCGAUUGCUGCGGCUGCAGCUGCAGUAAAUCAUCAGCUAUCAUUGAAACAAGAAUUUGAGGAGGAGGAGGCAGUUGCUGCUGUUCUUGACAAGUCUAGUGAUGAUGAUGAUGACGAGGAGCUUUAUUAUUUGCCUGUCGGCUCUCCCAGUCAAACGUAUCUCUCUGCCCGUGACUCCCCAGUGACGGGCACUGAGAGUGUUGUGGCUCCCACAGGGACGCGAUCAUCCAUGACUACUUCUGCUUAUGAGACUGUCCCCUCAGGAUCCGAAGCCUAUGCCGACUCGCCUGCCAUGUCGGUCCAAAGCUUGCAAAGUCAAGACAUUGCUGUGCCUUCUAUCCCUCCCUCGGACUGGCGAUUGACAGGAUCUGGACGGCCUGAGAGUAGCCAUAUCCGAGAGUUAAUUCGAAACGUAUUGGAUGAUGAUUAAUAAAGCUCU
Lobosporangium transversale is the source of this 2108-nucleotide messenger RNA. RefSeq lists its product as hypothetical. Lineage: Eukaryota; Fungi; Mortierellomycota; Mortierellomycetes; Mortierellales; Mortierellaceae. The annotation marks the transcript as partial. The transcript has a single exon. The record is from RefSeq and is a predicted model, not a curated record.